Molecule: messenger RNA, 2349 nt
Organism: Hymenoscyphus albidus
Lineage: Eukaryota; Fungi; Ascomycota; Leotiomycetes; Helotiales; Helotiaceae
Source: the annotation of a GenBank genome assembly
CAACACUCUCUUCCUCCAUCUGAAAAGGAGCAUCGGAGCAUCGCGUUUGUGUCGCGAAAUCAUCAACUUUCACUCUCUUUCUCGGGCAAUCGUUGGUGAUAUUUACUCGCAGACUUCAACAGACGACGGGCUAUUUUUAGCACAAUGGACGGCGACCACCAACCUGAAUUGCCUCGAAAAAGACGGAAACUUGGUGAUGAAGAUGAGUCUGGUCGAGAAAGGGCACACCACAAGACCUUAGAUAGGUCGGUUUCCCCACCUCCAACUCGACGCAUCCGAACUACGCCUCCAAAAUUGGUUCCCUCGCCUUUCCAGCUCACGUGGAUCCGAGAUCUCCCAGAAUCCUGCAAUGUCGAUGCGGUUUCCUUGAAAGAUAUACUUGGUGAUCCUCUGAUCGCUGAGUGUUGGGAAUUCAAUUAUCUUCAUGAUCUUGAUUUUCUCAUGGAAGCAUUUGAUACCGAUGUAAAGGAUUUGGUCAAAGUUCAUGUUGUUCAUGGGUUCUGGAAGAACGAGGAUACUUCACGCCAGAAUCUGAAGGUAGGUACUCCGAGUCCAUAAUCCUCAGAUUUUAUUGACGUGUUUCACAGCUUCAAGCGGCAAAGUACCCCAAUAUUACUCCCCAUACGGCCUACAUGCCAGAGAUGUUCGGAACUCACCAUUCAAAGGUAGGUCAUAAUUAGUCUCAAUGCCACUGAGCUUGUAGGCCAAGUUUCCCCUUAUAGGAGCGUGUUUUUCUGGACAAAUUUUCUUAUUCGAUUGAUAAGUGCUAUUUCUUUAGACAAGAAAAGCCUAAAUCAGUUGCUUAGCUCCCCGGAUUUUCUCCACUGUCCGUGGAAUGAUUGAACGCUCCCCUUCCAGAAGACCCUUUUAUCACCACUAUCAUUUCUUUAAAUUUCUCUGUCUCACAAUGCCUAAAACACUUACUUUUGCUUUGUCUCUGUCUCUAGGAUUACUAAAACUUGAAGCGUGUUGUCCUGGGCUUAACUGAUUUUUGUUCUUCAAGAUGAUUAUUGUACUGCGCCAUGACGAUACCGCCCAAGUCAUCAUCCACACUGCAAACAUGAUCAGUUUUGACUGGACUAACAUGACUCAAGCUGCCUGGAGAUCACCUCUAUUGCCAAAGUUAUCUAGUAACACCCCGGUUGAAAGAGAAUCAAAGGAAGUUGGCAGUGGGGCAAAAUUCAAAGUCGACCUCCUGAAUUAUCUCAAAGCUUACGACACUAAGCGAACAAUAUGUAAGCCUCUUAUUGAAGAGCUAUCCAAGUACGAUUUCUCGGCCAUUCGAGCUGCUCUAGUGGCCAGUGUCCCUUGCAGACAAGAUAUGCAGACGGACUCGAAGACUUCUUGGGGGUGGGUAGGAUUAAAGAAAGUCUUGGAUGUGGUACCGGUCAAAGGCGACGAACCUGAGAUUGUGGUCCAAAUAUCUUCGAUAGCUACUCUAGGUCCGAAUGACAAGUGGCUUGAUAAAACAUUCUUCAAAUCACUGCAGUCUUCGAAGAACCAACCACGCCCAAGAUCUACAUUCAGAAUUGUAUUUCCAACAGCAGAGGAGAUACGGAAAAGCUUGAACGGAUAUAGUUCUGGAAGUGCGAUCCAUACCAAAAUCCAGUCAGCCAACCAGGUGAAGCAAUUACAGUACUUGAAGCCACUUUUCACACACUGGGCUGGGGACACAUCUGAAGAUAGCCAAGGUAAAUGAUCUCUAAUAUUAGCAUAUCUGUAUUCUGAGCUAAAAGUCCAAAGCUUUCUCUGUCUCGACUUCAGAUUCUGGACGCAAAAGAGCAGCACCUCACAUCAAAACCUACGUACGAUUUACAGAUAAACGUAGGUCAUCAAUUGACUGGAUGCUUCUAACCUCAGCAAACCUUUCAAAACAAGCAUGGGGAGAAGCAACCAAUUCCGCUGGGGAGGUCCGCAUAUGUAGCUACGAGAUCGGAGUGAUGGUCUGGCCUGAGCUAUAUGGAGAGGAUGCUACAAUGAUACCCACUUUCAAGAAGGAUUCACCACCGGCGGAUUUGAAAACGGAGAAGGUCUUGGUUGGAGCUAGGAUGCCCUAUGAUUUUCCGCUGGUUCCGUAUGGGAAAAAUGAGAUUCCCUGGUGUGCAACUGCCUCGUAUACAGAGCCAGAUGUAAGUUAUUAAUUGCCUCUCCUUUAAAUUUGGGACCAAUGAAGCUAAAAUAAUGUCGCAGUGGAAGGGGGAUACUUGGAAUGUUGGUUAGAUAGAUUGAAGGUACUGUACAAGAAAUAGUCGUAUUAGCUUCGCGUUAGUUACCAGGGCCCCAAAUAGCUACAUGCCAAGGCCUCAAGUCAAUUAUCAAGCAAUCACAUAGCAAGGAACAUAAAAAAUC